Xenia sp. Carnegie-2017 is the source of this 849-nucleotide messenger RNA. RefSeq lists its product as uncharacterized. The record is from RefSeq and is a predicted model, not a curated record. The transcript has 4 exons. Bases 147 to 734 code for a protein of 195 amino acids. Lineage: Eukaryota; Metazoa; Cnidaria; Anthozoa; Malacalcyonacea; Xeniidae.
AAUUGCGGGGUGCUGCGAAAACAUUCGCAUACUUUUGAUUAUCGUUUUAGUUAAGUGUCUAUAAUAUAUUGGCCAAGGGUCCUUUCGCUUGGGUAUUAGCGACGUUGUACAACAUAAGAAAUAUUUUAUUAAUAUACCUAAUAGAAAUGAAGUGGUUGUCAACGUUGGUGUUAAUUAUUAUUCUUCAAUACCAUGGAGUAGAAGCGCGUCAUGCAGUCGAAGAUGCAGAAGGCAUCAUUUCCAUCAUUUUGCUGGCUGCCGCUAUCAUUGUUUUUGUCAUUUCUUUGGGAUGCUUUCUUUACGUCUUGUACAAACUAACAAAAGCAGAGUUAUAUGAUUCUCAUCAUAGCAGGCCGGUUACAAAGGACGAGCUUGACGCCUAUCGUGAACCUCCAGCCUCCAGGAAUGAUGGAAAUUAUGCGACAGCAGGAGUAAGUUAUCGUGACAACGAAGACACUUAUGCGACAGCAGGAAGAAGCCCUUACGACAACGAUGAUCCUUAUACAACGACAGGAACAACCUUUCAGGACAACAAAGGGGCUACAGCAGAAGAAGAAGAGCAAGUAGUGGCUACCACCAACGUAGUUGUUCAACAAAGUCCAGUAGUUAAUGAUGUUAUGGUUCAUCAAGCACCUGAGCCAGAAAAAGACGAUGACAAUAUGCAAACUCAAGAGUUGACAGUCAUAUUUGAUGAAAACGACCAUGUUGUUGAUGUUUUGACAAACACUAUUUAGAAAUUAUCAACGUAACUGCAAGCAAUUAAUGAAUUUUACAGCAUUCUCUUCAUUGUGUAUAUUAUUGCUAUAUAUUUAUUAGUUUUCAAUUAUAAACAACCAAUAUAUGUGUAAA